Cynara cardunculus var. scolymus (artichoke) is the source of this 1437-nucleotide messenger RNA. RefSeq names its product glyceraldehyde-3-phosphate dehydrogenase A, chloroplastic. Lineage: Eukaryota; Viridiplantae; Streptophyta; Magnoliopsida; Asterales; Asteraceae. Gene Ontology annotation, biological process: glucose metabolic process. The transcript is spliced from 5 exons. Gene Ontology annotation, molecular function: NAD binding; glyceraldehyde-3-phosphate dehydrogenase (NAD+) (phosphorylating) activity; NADP binding. Gene Ontology annotation, cellular component: apoplast; chloroplast. The coding region runs from base 46 to 1257 and encodes 403 amino acids. The record is from RefSeq and is a predicted model, not a curated record.
UUCCAACCUCCACACCACAAACCUUCUCCUGCAAACAGCUCAACAAUGGCUUCUGCUGCUUUCUCCAUGGCCAAUUCAUCCCUCCAGGUCAAUGGAAAAGGGUUUUCGGAAUUCUCGGGUCUUCGUAGCUCAUCUGCGUCUCUUCCGUUCGGAAGAAAAGGUUCUGAUGAUUUGGUUUCAAUGGUUGCCUUCCAGACAUCGUUUGUUGGUGGAGUCAAGGUUUCCAAGGGAGUCGUGGCUGAGGCCAAACUGAAGGUAGCAAUCAACGGGUUCGGGCGCAUCGGAAGGAAUUUCUUGAGAUGUUGGCAUGGCAGGAAGGAUUCGCCUUUGGAUGUCAUCGCCAUCAAUGAUACCGGCGGUGUCAAACAAGCAUCCCACCUUCUCAAAUACGAUUCCACUCUCGGCAUCUUUGACGCCGUUGUAAAACCUUCUGGCGACAGCGCCAUUUCCGUAGACGGCAAGAUCAUCAAAGUCGUCUCUGAUCGCAACCCUUCCAACCUCCCAUGGGGGGAAAUGGGGAUUGAUUUGGUGAUCGAAGGCACGGGAGUGUUUGUGGACAGAGAUGGAGCUGGGAAGCACCUUGAAGCAGGAGCGAAGAAGGUUCUGAUCACUGCACCUGGGAAAGGCGACAUUCCUACGUACGUUGUCGGUGUCAAUGCCGAUCUUUACAACCAUUCCGAGUCCAUCAUCAGUAACGCCUCCUGCACCACAAACUGCCUCGCUCCUUUCGUCAAAGUCAUCGACCAAAAAUUCGGAAUCAUCAAGGGAACAAUGACCACAACUCACUCCUACACUGGAGACCAAAGGCUGCUUGAUGCCAGCCACCGUGAUCUCAGACGUGCACGAGCUGCAGCACUAAACAUCGUCCCAACAUCCACUGGUGCUGCAAAGGCCGUCGCACUCGUGUUGCCAUCACUCAAAGGAAAGCUCAACGGCAUUGCUCUCCGUGUUCCCACACCCAAUGUCUCCGUGGUGGACCUCGUGGUUCAAGUUUCCAAGAAGACGUUCGCUGAGGAGGUGAAUGCGGCGUUCAGAGAGGCUGCAGACAAUGAGCUAAAGGGUAUCCUGUCGGUGUGCGACGAGCCACUGGUGUCUGUUGACUUCAGAUGCAGCGAUGUGUCAUCAACGGUUGACUCCUCGUUGACCAUGGUGAUGGGUGAUGACAUGGUCAAGGUGAUUGCAUGGUACGAUAACGAAUGGGGUUACUCACAGAGGGUUGUUGAUUUGGCUGACAUUGUUGCCAAUAACUGGAAGUGAGCCUUUCCAUCACUUGCUUAAUUGUUUCCAUUUCUUCUAAGUUUUCAAGUAAUCUAAAUUUUUGUUGCAAAUAUAUAAUAAUAUAUAUAUAUAUAUAUAUAUAUGUAAUGUAAACUGAGUUUCCUGUAUUUGGAACGAUUAUUCUGAAACAAAAUAAGAGCUAUCCAAAAGAAUUCUCAA